UUGUAGUCGGUCGCGACGCAGCUCCGUCCACGGGAGACCGCACCGGGAACCCCAGAGGCGCCGAUCCCGUUACACAGCAUGAGACAUCCAUUCGGGAUUUCUGCACAUAGAGCAAUAUUGUUCCGUCCAUUCCACUCCCAGCUAGCCAGAGAUGACCAGUCAGACGUGCUUCAACACGCCUUCAGCUAUGGCUGGAGGCGCUCGGUCCCGGAUGCCAUGGCUGGCUGAGCAGGCACCGGAAGGAGACUUUGAUGAGCAGCAAAGACGAUUGAGGAAGAUGAUCGAAGUCCUCUUGAGGAGGUUGGACGCCCGCCGGAAAAGCAUAUAAGGGAGCAGACUCCCACGACCAGGAGACUCCCUUCGUCCAUCAACCGACCAGCCCUCAGCAGUCAGCACAGUCAGUCAGCACAUCUUUCGUUGCAACUCUAGCCAUCUACUAUCACAUACACAGCCCCAUCCAUCAUGAACACCCUCGCCCUGAUCAGCCUGCUCCUGCAGGCCGUUCCCCUCCAGGCCAAGGUGUACGAAAAGAACAUCCUUGUCUGGGACGUGAGCCCGGACGCGAAGAUCACCGGCAACGAGAUCCGGUACAACGAUCCGGACUGCAGGCCGGGCAUGCGCUGCACCCGGAUCGAGGUCUGCGAUGCUCCCGGCACCCAUCCCACGCUCAGCGCCGACAAGAAGCACUUCGCCUGCUGCUACGACGGACAGCGCCUGCUUGGCAGCCCUGAGACGGCGUUUGACUGCUGCGCCGACGGCCAUGACCUGGCGGGCUCGCCCCAGACGGGCUACCACUGCUGCCCAACCGGGUUCGAGUUCAACGGGCAGCUGUGCAGGCCGGUGCCCGCGUGCAAGAACGGGAAGGUGCUGGUGAACGGCCAGUGCGCCUGUCCCGAGGGCACUGUUGAGGCCGCCGACGGGAGCUGCCAGACCCGGCAGCCGAGGGCCCAGUGCGAGUCCGGCCUGGAGUCCGGAAAAUGCUACACCUUCACCGCCGAGAACGGCAACCGGCUCGGCCUGCGCAACGACGGCGUGUACUACGCCGCGCCGGACAGCAUGGUGCAGCGCUACGGCAAGUUCCAGCUCUGCCUCGACGAGAAGUGCACGCCGGGCCAGGCGGUCGACCCGUCCGACAAGACGUACAUCAAGGACCUCUACGGCGACGUCGCGACGGGCGCCAACGCCGGGCAGUGGCUCAACAACGCCCAGAACGGGGCGCACAUCGGCCGCACCUCGACCUUUGCCAACGCCGGCCAGUUCGUGCUGAGCAAGUGGCCCUGCGGCAAGUACUGCCUGGGCGGCUUCACGCAGGGCGUCGGCCCCGCCUGCCCGGCCGAGAUCCCCGCCAUGACCUUCUACUCGGAGGACCCCCAGAUGUGCACGCCCUUCGACCUGACCGAGGUGCCGUGCGACAUCCGCGCCGACGCGAACAACUGCAUCUGGAAGAACGGGGACCAGUGCUGCAACAAGGUCGACUGCACGUGGAAGCACUAACUACUAGUAGCUGUCUGUUGAUGUCUGAUGGUUUCUGGCUUUUGAGGCGACUCGGAGGCUACAGACUUCAGAGUGAUGAGGCGACGGAUCGUGUCUAGUCAUAGUGGUUUGUAGUGUACUAUCAUGCGUUGAAUUUACUAGUUGCUGUACGUAACUGCAACUUUCCAUCAGGGCUCAUAUGUGGCAUGUAACUUGGGAUGAACCAACGCGAAUUUGAA
Molecule: messenger RNA, 1712 nt
Organism: Chaetomium strumarium
Lineage: Eukaryota; Fungi; Ascomycota; Sordariomycetes; Sordariales; Chaetomiaceae
Exons: 2
Coding region: 463-1494 (343 amino acids)
Source: RefSeq, a predicted model, not a curated record